Drosophila mojavensis is the source of this 428-nucleotide messenger RNA. Its product is annotated as cuticle protein 38. The record is from RefSeq and is a predicted model, not a curated record. The transcript has 2 exons. Bases 47 to 361 code for a protein of 104 amino acids. NCBI's taxonomy places the organism in Eukaryota, Metazoa, Arthropoda, Insecta, Diptera, Drosophilidae.
CUUUUUAGCUCUCUUCGGACUAAGAACUAAAUCAAAUCCAUUCAACAUGUUCAAAUUCACCGUUGUCAUCCUUGCCAUCAUCGCGUGCGCUGCUGCCAAGCCAGGUCUUCUGGGUGCGCCCCUCGCUUAUAGUGCUCCACUGAUUGCUGCUCCUGCCCCAUAUGUCACCUCUUCCAGUAGCCAGGUGUUCGCCCGCAAUUACAAUGGAAUAGCCGCUGCUCCAGUGUUUGCCAGCUAUGUGAGUGCGCCUCUGGCUGCUCCUGCUCCAGUGAUCUCCAAGUAUGUGGCGGCUCCAUUCGCUGCUCCCCUGGCCUACAGUGCUCCCCUUGGCUAUGCUGCCCCAGCACGCCUCUUACUUUAAGAAAUGCCACUGUGAUCAUCGAGACUGCAAUUAAAUGAAUGAAAUAAAAUAUGGACAUAAAAUUUAA